GUCUUGGAGUCUUCCACCUUUGGACUAGAGGCCUGCAGAGUGCCAAGGGAAGUAAUCCCAGAACCAAAGAAAAUCUCACCUACCAUUGUAAACUCUCAGUUCACCUUCUGUGUCUGAGGCAUCAUUGAAGCUGGAUGUGAAAAUGACAAAUCAGAGAGACCCUCAAUGUCUGCACAACCUAGCUUACCACCCACGAUGGAGGCACCACUCAGUUAAAGUGAUAAGAAAGAGGCAUAUAUGGACGGUGACUACAAAUAGUUUUGCUGGCUGUAGAAAGUUUCAGCUAUCAUCAGCACCAUUAUCACUGUCAUCAAAAUCCUUGUCAUCAACACCACAGUUGCCAUCAUCCCCAGUGCAGCAAACCAGAAGAUCAAGGGGGAACUGGUUUUAUCUCCUAUUACUCAUGAUCUCAUUACUUCCUUGUCAAGCAUGGGCAACCACUUUCAAGGUGGCCCUGGUUGGACCUUGGACAUGUGACAUCUUAUACUCUAAGGCUCUCCCUGACUUGGCAGCCCGCCUUGCCACCAGCCGUAUAAACAAGAACCCCUACCUUAAUAAAGGCUACUGGUAUGACUACACAUUGAUUAAUGAGGACUGCAAGUCAACUCGUGCCCUUGUUCGCUUUGCUGAUCUAGAAGGUUACGGUGCUGCUUUCUUGGGUCCUGCUAACCCAGGCUACUGCUCCUCUGCUGCUUUGUAUGCAAAAGAGUGGGAUGUUGGGAUUCUGUCUUGGGGUUGUCUCAAACCCAACAUGAAGACAAGAGACGUGUACCCUACCUUCCUAAGACCACUGCCAUUGUCUGCCCAUGUAAUUUUUACUGUGUUAAGGUAUUUUCGAUGGGCUCAUGUGGCCAUCAUCUCAGAAGAAACUGAUAUUUGGGAAGCCACAGGACAGGAGUUAGCCACUUCACUCAGGGAUCUUGGCCUACCUGUCAACCCUGUAAUCACAAUGGAGAGUGAUAAGGAUGGGCCUCGGAGAGCUCUGACAAGAGUGAGGGAAGCAGAUCGAGUUAGAGUAAUCAUCAUGUGCAUGCCCUCUGUCCUGAUUGGUGGCCAAGCCCAGUACCAACUUCUGACAACAGCCUUAGCUAUGCGUAUGAUAGACCGUGGCUAUGUUUUUAUUACCUAUGACACGCUUCUGUAUUCCCUACCAUACAAAGACGCAAACUACUACAUGCUAGGAAAUGAUACCAAGCUCCGAAAAGCCUAUGAUGGAGUUCUCACCAUCACCAUGGAGUCUGGGGAACGCGAUUUCUAUGAGGCCUUCAGAGAGGCUCAAAACACCUAUGAAAUCCGCAGCAGUACUCCACCAGAACAGGUUUCUCCAUUCUUUGGCACCAUUUACAACAUGAUGUACUAUAUUGCUAUGGCUGCUGAACAAGCCCGCACAAGUGGAGACCGUUGGGUAUCGGGUGCUGUCCUGGGAGAGAGUGAGGGAGGCUUUGAAUUUGAAGGAUUCAAUCAGCAGCUGCAGGCAGGAAGAAACGGUGAAGGGAUGCAGGCUGGCUAUGUAGUGCUGGACUACAGCGGCAUGGGCACCUCGCUCUACUCCACACAUUUUCUUCAUGGUAGUCACACAGACGGCAAGACAGGAGGCUUGCAAUAUCUUGGUCGCUCAGUUCACUUUGCAGGCAGCACUCCCUACACAGAUUCAAGUUGCUGGUUUAGCCCGUACUUUGCUUGCACUGGAGGGAUGGAUAUAAUCACAUUCUUUUUUCUAUUCCUGUUGUUCAUUUCUUUGGUGGGAGGUGUAGUAAACAUCUUUCUUCACUUGAAGAAACAAGGCAAAGUUGGGUUCAGCUUUGGGAGUAAUGGAAACGGUGGCUCAUCGAAGGUGAUCCUGACUCUUGAUGAUCUGGUUUUUAUCAAUACUCAAGUCAGCAAACGGAAGCUAAAUGAUGAAAGUAUCAUGAAAAGCCAAGGCGACAUGAAAACACCUCACCACUCUGUGUCUGGCCGUAGCUACCUAGCCUCCACUCCGGACAGUUCAAACGUUGCUGUGUUUGAGGGUGACUGGGUUUGGUUGAAGAAAAGUCCCACAGGAACAGUUUCUAGUGUGAAUGGCAGCACAGAGGUAGUCUUUGUGAAACUAAGGGAGAUGAGGCACGAGAACCUAAAUCUUUUCCUGGGACUGUUCUUUGACUCGGGGAUCUUUGGCAUUGUUACUGAGCACUGCAGCCGGGGAAGUCUGGAGGAUUUGCUGGGCAACGAAGAAGUGCGUCUUGAUUGGAUGUUCAAGUCUUCCUUGUUAAUGGAUCUGAUCAGGGGAAUGAAGUACCUGCAUCAUCGCAGCAUCAUCCAUGGGCGGCUCAAAUCCCGUAACUGUGUGGUGGAUGGGCGCUUUGUGCUGAAGGUGACAGAUUAUGGGUUUAAUGAAAUAUUGAUUGCACAAAGCAUAGACACUGAUGAUGAAAAGCCUGAGGACUUGCUCUGGUCGGCUCCGGAGCUGCUGCGAGACCCAAGUCUAAGGAGGAAAGGAACUUUCUUUGGUGACGUUUACAGUUUCUCCAUCAUUGUGCAGGAGAUUGUCUCUCGCUCUUCGCCUUUCUGCAUGCUGGAUAUGCCUCCCAAGGAGAUUAUCAACAAGGUUAAAGACCCUCCACCUCUGUGUCGCCCCAUUAUAUCAGUGGAGGAGGCCCCUGUAGAAGUAAUUCAGUUAAUGAAACAAGCCUGGAGUGAAGAUCCAGAUAAGAGACCAACCUUUGAGGAUAUCUUCAAGCAGUUCAAGCACAAAGGAAAGAAGACUAAUAUUAUAGACUCUAUGUUGCGGAUGUUGGAGCAAUACUCCUCUAACUUGGAGGAUCUUAUAAGAGAGAGGACGGAGGAGCUCGAGCUGGAGAGACAGAAAACAGAUCAACUGGUGGCUCAGAUGUUGCCCAAGACUGUGGCCCAGGCGCUGAAGCUCGGCAAGCCUGUGGAGCCGGAACAUUUCAGUGUAGUCACGCUGUACUUCAGUGACAUCGUGGGUUUUACAACCAUCUCCGCGCUCAGUGAGCCCAUCGAGGUGGUUGACCUGCUCAACGAUCUCUACACGCUUUUUGACGCCAUCAUCCCACUGCACGACGUCUACAAGGUGGAAACCAUUGGAGAUGCGUACAUGGUGGCCUCUGGAGUUCCCACCAGGAAUGGCAAUCGUCAUGCAGCAGAGAUGGCCAACAUGUCCCUUGAUAUUUUGAGCCUGAUUGGGAGCUUCAAGGCUAGACACAUGCCUGACCUGAAACUCCGGCUCCGUGUUGGCCUGCACUCCGGUCCAGUCGUAGCAGGAGUGGUUGGCCUGACGAUGCCUCGGUACUGUCUGUUCGGAGACACGGUCAACACCACAUCUCGAAUGGAGUCCACCAGUUUGCCUUACAGAAUCCAUGUGAACCAAACAACAGUUGAUCUCCUGAACAGUUUGAAUAUGGGAUACAAGAUUCAGGUCAGAGGUCUGACAGAGUUAAAGGGAAAAGGUAUUGAGACCACCUACUGGCUGGUGGGGAAGGAAGGUUUUAACAAGCCUCUGCCAGUUCCCAUCGAGACCAAAGACGGUGUCAAUCAUGGUAUCGGGCUGGAAGAGAUCCCUCCAGACAGAAGACAAAAAUUCCUGGAUCGACUGAAGAAGGCGAACUAGGCCGGGAUCAGGGGCUGAUGUUCGAGAUCUGGGAAAAGUCAUGUUUCUACCACGCCAAAGACGUGCUCGUAACGGGAAGCAGCAAACCCAGGAAACAGAAGCGCAUCUGGAACCAGUGAUUUUCACAUUAUGCGUUUUUUUGCAUUAGUAGUGAGAUCACAGCACUUCAAUGAAGAAUCCAGACUCCUCUGUGCAAAAAGGAGGCAAGCAGAAAAGGAUCUUCAAUUGAUUUCACAUCAGUUGUUUUUGAACCAAAAAUGCAUAAAAUACAGCAAGGUCUUUCAUGCACAUAGGAGGUCUAAGAUGUCAGACAACCACCCAAAAAUAAGAGAUAUCUAGCACUGCGUACCAUGUGUUUGGUAGUUGUGCUUCUUUUACUGUACGUAUUCCUACUUUUGUGCGUUAUAAAGAUAUUGAUCAGAUUUUGUCAGCGGCCCAAAAGCUCAGUUCUCCCAACUGCACUUCAGAAGCCCUCAUUGUCAAAACUACACAUAUAUUAGACAUCAACUCCUAUUACUAUGAGUUUCAUUAGGAUUUAUUUAUCAGCGCCUGGCUCAGUCCGGGUAGUUGAGGAAUACUCCGGUCUUUGCAGUACAAAUCACAAAGUGGAGUAGAUUGUUUAUGUGACAUUUCAUUUUGAAAUGAUCUAACAUAAUCUAAAAGAAGUAAACUAAAUUCCCCUGGUGUAAAGUAUCUGCAAAGACAGAACAGAAAACGCUUCAGGGACCCUCUCACCGUCCAGUACCUGUAACAAAACUGCCAAAAUUCUCCAUCCCACUGCUUCUGUGGUUUCAAAUCUUUUCGAAUGACAUGCCAGGGAAAGUGCUGGAGUCUAGCGCCCCCACCUGUUGACUGAAAAAUGGCUACUUUAGCUUACACUUACAGA
This is a messenger RNA of Xiphophorus couchianus (Monterrey platyfish), 4496 nucleotides long. It is a transcript of the gene gucy2d, whose product is annotated as guanylate cyclase 2D, retinal. The record is from RefSeq and is a predicted model, not a curated record. Gene Ontology annotation, biological process: intracellular signal transduction; cGMP biosynthetic process; protein phosphorylation. NCBI's taxonomy places the organism in Eukaryota, Metazoa, Chordata, Actinopteri, Cyprinodontiformes, Poeciliidae. Gene Ontology annotation, molecular function: ATP binding; adenylate cyclase activity; peptide receptor activity. Gene Ontology annotation, cellular component: plasma membrane. The coding region runs from base 143 to 3610 and encodes 1155 amino acids. The transcript is spliced from 18 exons.